AUGAAUGGGAUAAUUAAAAUUCCUGAUCCAUUUAUAAUUACAAAUGAUAAUAUUUAUGAAUUUAAUUCAAAAAUUAGAAAAGUUAUGGGAAAAGCAAUGGAAUUAGUUGAAAAAGUUCAACAAUUAUUAUUUAAUGUUCCUCCUCAAAUACUUAAUGAAAUUUUUGAAUUAAAAGUAGAAACACAAAAUUGUAUAGAUUCUGUAAUGUAUAACAAAAUAACAUUAGAUAGAGACUCUAUUGAUAUAAGAAUGCUUUGUUAUAGAACUAUUACUGAUGUUGAUAUUAUACUAAGUGAUAAAUUAAUGCCACUCUUAGGAAAAAGUGCUGUUGUUUCUUCAUUAGGAAGAAUUAAACAAAUGUUUUGGAUGCCAUAUAAUGAUAAUGGAAACUUUAUGAGAAUGGAAGAAGUUUUUAAUUAA
Messenger RNA from Entamoeba histolytica HM-1:IMSS, 420 nucleotides. RefSeq lists its product as uncharacterized. The transcript has a single exon. The record is from RefSeq and is a predicted model, not a curated record. NCBI's taxonomy places the organism in Eukaryota, Evosea, Mastigamoebida, Endamoebidae. Bases 1 to 420 code for a protein of 139 amino acids.